AUGCGCCCUCUCAUCACCCUCGAGGAGCACUUUGCUUCCCCCACCGUCCUCACCUCUAGCGACCAAGCAAAAGCCCACUACGCCAACUUUCCCCCUCGCAUCCUCGACAAGCUCACCGACCUGGACCACACCCGCGUCGCCGACCUGGACCGCGGCCACGUCUCCCUGCAAGUCGUAUCCCACGGCCCGGGCAACGUGGCCGCGUCCGUCUGCACCGCCGUCAACAAUGACCUCGCUGCCGCCAUCCGUCGCCACCCCACCCGCCUCGCCGGCUUCGCCAUGCUGCCCAUGCGGGAGCCCGCCGCCGCCGCCACCGAGCUGGAGCGCUGCGUCACAAAGCUCGGCUUCGUCGGCGCGCUGGUCGAGAACCACCUCGACGGCGUCUUCUACGACGCCGAGUCCUACUGGCCCGUGUUUGAGCGCGCGCAGCAGCUCGACGUGCCCAUCUACCUCCACCCGACCUUUGCGUCGGACAGCAUGGCCGCCCACUACAAGGGCAACUACCCCGACGACGUUGCGCUGGCGCUGAGCGCCUUUGGCUGGGGCUGGCACGCCGAGACGGGGCACCACGUCCUGAGGCUGUUUGCGGCCGGGCUCUUUGACCGCUUCCCCAAGCUCAAGCUCGUCAUCGGCCACAUGGGCGAGCUGCUGCCCUUUCAGCUCGAUCGCUGCGUCGGCAUCUCGGAGCGCUGGGGGGCCAAGCAGCGCGGCCUGCGCCAGGUCUGGCGCGAGAAUAUCUGGGUGACGACGAGUGGCAUGUUUACCCUCACGCCGCUCAAGUGUUUGCUUGAUACUAUGCCCAUUGAUCAUGUCAUGUUUAGCGUCGACUAUCCGUUUUCACCGAAUGAAAGGGGGUUUGAAUUCUUGGAUGAGAUUGAAAAGAGCGGUUUGAUUACAGGUGAUGACUUGGACUUGUUUGCUUACAAGAAUGCUGAAAAGCUACUACGAGUGAAGGCGUCAGCUGAUUCAGACACAACCAAAUAG
Beauveria bassiana ARSEF 2860 is the source of this 984-nucleotide messenger RNA. Its product is annotated as 2-amino-3-carboxymuconate-6-semialdehyde decarboxylase. Bases 1 to 984 code for a protein of 327 amino acids. Gene Ontology annotation, molecular function: carboxy-lyase activity; hydrolase activity. The record is from RefSeq and is a predicted model, not a curated record. The transcript has a single exon. Gene Ontology annotation, cellular component: cytoplasm; cytosol. Gene Ontology annotation, biological process: secondary metabolic process. Lineage: Eukaryota; Fungi; Ascomycota; Sordariomycetes; Hypocreales; Cordycipitaceae.